This is a messenger RNA of Drosophila suzukii, 1017 nucleotides long. It is a transcript of the gene PPYR1, whose product is annotated as Protein phosphatase Y regulator 1. Lineage: Eukaryota; Metazoa; Arthropoda; Insecta; Diptera; Drosophilidae. The record is from RefSeq and is a predicted model, not a curated record. Gene Ontology annotation, molecular function: RNA binding. Gene Ontology annotation, cellular component: cytoplasm; nucleus.
UUCGCCUGGAGAGCUCCAACUUGUAUACCUUUUUAUCAUAUUUGUAUCGAAAAUGACUUCGUUCUACGGCUAUCGUUGCCCCUACGAGGAUGGGAUGGAUCUAUCGUGCGUGAGUUUGAACUAUGGUCGCAGGAUCGUAAGGAUGGACAGACACGCCCUCCUGAUGAAUGCCCUCAAGAAGAUGCCGCCAAAGCCGCAGAAAACGGCUCGUUUGUUUCAGCCCAAGCUGGAGAAGGACAAGGACAAUGAGACUAUUUUUAUAUUUGCAGCCCAAAAGGAUAGGGUAAAGGAUAUCCGGGUGGCAGCUACGUUGGUCAAAGGACCGGAAUCUGGACACGGACGCAAUCAUCGUGGUGCUCGGAUUUUUGAUCGCCAUUCCGGUUCAAAUCGCACUGGUGUCAAGGCGGUGGACAAACGCAAUGGGGCCGGGGCCCACAACUGGGGAUCGCCGGAGCAGGAGAUCCAGAUGUACCAGAAGGACGAUUCUCGCAGGAACAAGCAAUCACAGGAUGUGCCCAUCCAAUCGAAGGCGACUCUAGAAUAUUGUUCGUCGAAGGAUUCGCCGGUGCAAUUCACACUGGACGAGUGGCGUGCCAUGCAGGCCCUAAAGAAGAAAUUACUUCAGAAGAAUCAGGAGAAGGCUUCCAAGGAUGAUGAAGCUGGGUCGGGAGAAUCAGGAGGUUCAGGAAGCUCUGGAGGAUCCGGAGAUGAAGCCGCAGGACGCUGCUCUGGUCGCCAAUCGCGUCUAGUCGACAUCAAGUUCUAUUUCACUACCAAACCAGGACCCAUUUUGAGGAUCAGCGACUACCCAAAGUCCUGCCCAAAGGUCGACGAUAAGGGGCAGUUCCCAAAACUUUCCUAAGUUGUUCAAGUUGACCUUUUCUACUGCCAUUCAAGUAAAUUUUGGUAUUUCGCUUUAUAUUCAUGUUACAUCUAUGUGAUUCGGUAUUAUGUUAAAAAAGCGAGGGAUUUGAGGCAAAAAGAAAACCUUCUUGGAUCUUCAAAAUUUUAAUAAAA